This is a messenger RNA of Anolis carolinensis (green anole), 822 nucleotides long. Its product is annotated as waprin-Phi1. Gene Ontology annotation, cellular component: extracellular region. The transcript has 4 exons. Bases 183 to 611 code for a protein of 142 amino acids. Lineage: Eukaryota; Metazoa; Chordata; Lepidosauria; Squamata; Anolidae. Gene Ontology annotation, molecular function: serine-type endopeptidase inhibitor activity. The record is from RefSeq and is a predicted model, not a curated record.
CGCUCAAGGAGGGAGCCCGGCCAGGCCUGUUCUCUCUCUAUUCAUCACCUUCCUUCCCUCCCUCCCUCCCUCUCUUCUUUCUUCACUUCCUCGCUCCCUCCCUCUCCAAGUCACACCUGGGAGGAGAGCUUAAAGCUUGGCCUGGGGCAGGUGGAGCCCCAUUCGGACGGCCAUCCAUCGCCAUGAAGCCCAGGAGUCCCAGAAGCAGCAGCCUUGGCAUCACUCAGCUCCUCUUCCUCUCGCUUGUGGGUCUCUCCAUCGUUUGCGUUCGGCGGGUAGAUGCCUCCGAGCAGAACAACGUCACAGUUGCAGCAGGAAAAGUGGGCACCUGCCCUGAAAACACAGAGGUGUUGCCGGCCAGCGCGAACUGCACGACAGAAUGCCAGUCGGACGCCGGCUGCGAAGGGAAUGCGAAGUGCUGCUCGAUGGGCUGCAGCAAGGUUUGCCGGAUCCCAGAUGAAAAGCCCGGCUCCUGCCGCCACGACUCCACCGGCAUCUCUCAGCUGGGCUUGUGCCGAGACACAUGCCAAAAGGAUUCCCAAUGCACUGGUGCAUUGAAAUGCUGCACAAAUGGAUGUGGAAAAAAGUCAUGCUCUGCUCCUGUUGUCUGAGAUGCCUCCCAGACCUUGCCAGGCAGCUGAGGUCAAGGACGCUGCCCUCCCAAUGGGGUUGGCUCCCCAGAAGGACAUGGCAAUGGCAACAGUGACCUCCCUGGACUCCCGAAAUGCCUGCCCUGCUUCCACCACCCGGGCACCCCUCCAUCCUCUGACCGCUGGAGUCCCUCUUGCACUUUUCCAGUAAAAUGCUCACUUCUCACCGCAA